Messenger RNA from Colletotrichum higginsianum IMI 349063, 2655 nucleotides. Its product is annotated as Glycosyltransferase family 2 protein. The record is from RefSeq and is a predicted model, not a curated record. NCBI's taxonomy places the organism in Eukaryota, Fungi, Ascomycota, Sordariomycetes, Glomerellales, Glomerellaceae. The coding region runs from base 1 to 2655 and encodes 884 amino acids. The transcript is spliced from 2 exons.
AUGGGCAUCGGUGGCUACUUCAAGUCCGAGAAGCCUGAAGCCUCUGGCGGUGGCAGUCCGCCCCAGCCCAGUCGCUCAAACACGGCCUCUAUGAUGGAGAAAGGUCCAUCCGUCAGGACGAGCACCAACGACAUGGAGCUUCAACCGCCCACACCUCGCUACAACUCCAGGCCCCAGUCCGUUUCCGGCCGUUCGACGCAUUCCAAUGGCAGCUCCAUGUUCCUAGACGACAUCAAGCACGAGGUCAUGGUCAACUACCUCUAUCAGCAACAGUGCUCUCAUCUCUGGGUCAGUGACGGAUCUGGCGAGAUUGAAGGUGUGCUUCUUCGUAAGGCCAGAGGCCAGUACAUGGCAUGCCCGCCACAGCUUGGCAACUCCCCGUUCGCUGAGGCCUGCGCCGCCCUCAAUGUCCAGUGCUCCAUGACGGUCAACUCUCGUGUUAUCAAGACGUUUCUCCAAUGGUCUCCGGACGCCGUUGACGUCCCUUUGAUGAACGGUCUCAGGGUACAGAUCCUGCCCACCAUCGAGGAUCUCCCCAGAGCGAGAAAGCACCAGUUCGCGGCUUUCAUUGCUGCCGAAGGGCUUCUGGUGGUCUGGGACGACGAUGCGCUGCAUCUCGUCCAGAGAGCCAAGGCUAUCGAGUCGGAGCUCAUGGAACUAGUCUGGAAAGCCGGCGCCGAUGAAGACGAGGGCGACGAGAAGAAGGGCCCCAACGUUGCCGAUUACGAGAUCGACGAGGAGAGCGGCGAGAUCAAGCCCGAGAAACGGCCCGUCCACCUUCUCAACACCUACUUGGUGUCCAUUACCCUCGUACUCGUCGUCGUCUCGCUCGGCGCCGCCUGGAGACAACUCGCCAUUGAGGUGUCUGUUGACGGAGAGUACCUGCGUCUGGCUCUCGUUGCCCUCUUCCCGCUGCAGAUCUUCUUCACACUGUUCUUCGCCCAGGUCAUUGUUGGUUGUUUGGCCCAGAUCUUCGGGCCCAUUCGCCAACUGACCAUCAACUCCAAGUUCUACUCGGCCCGUCCUCCCCCCAGACUGCAGAGCGCGGUCCUCCCCCACGUCACCGUCCAGUGCCCCGUAUACAAAGAGGGUCUCGCCGGUGUCAUCGUCCCUACGGUCAAGUCCAUCAAGCAGGCCAUGUCCACCUACGAACUCCAAGGUGGCUCCGCCAACAUGUUCAUGAACGACGACGGUCUCCAGUUGAUCUCUGAGGAGGAGCGCCGCGCGCGCAUCGAGUUCUACGCCGACAACAGCAUCGGCUGGGUCGCCCGUCCCAAACACGGCGAGAACGGCUUCACCCGCAAGGGCAAGUUCAAGAAGGCGUCCAACAUGAACUUUGGCUUGAUGAUCUCCCUCAAGGUCGAAGAGAAGCUCCAGGCCAUAUCUCGCCCCGUCGAAUGGACCCAGCACGACGAAGCCCAGGCCUAUGAGCAUGCCCUCAAGGAGGUUCUCGAGGAAGACGGCCGUGCCUGGGCUGACGGUAACAUUCGUGUCGGUGACUACAUUCUCAUCAUCGAUUCCGACACUCAAGUCCCCGCCGACUGCUUCCUGGACGCUGUUUCUGAAAUGGAGCAGUCUCCCGAUGUUGGUAUUAUGCAGUUCUCCUCCGGCGUCAUGCAGGUCGUCCAUACCUAUUUCGAGAACGGCAUUACCUUCUUCACCAACCUCAUCUACAGCGCCAUCCGCUACACCGUCUCCAAUGGUGAUGUCGCUCCCUUUGUCGGCCACAACGCCAUCCUCCGCUGGAGCGCCAUUCAGCAGGUCGGCUAUUUUGACGAGGACGGCUACGAGAAGUUCUGGUCCGAGUCGCACGUCUCCGAGGACUUCGAUAUGUCGCUUCGUCUCCAGUGCAAUGGCUACAUCAUCCGCUUAGCUGCCUGGGCCGGCGAGGGUUUCAAGGAGGGCGUGUCUCUUACCGUGUACGACGAGCUUGCGCGUUGGGAAAAGUACGCAUAUGGCUGCAACGAGCUUCUCUUCCACCCCAUCCGCACCUGGCUCUGGAGAGGUCCCUUCACUCCGCUGUUUCGCAAGUUUCUUUUCAGCAAUAUCCGCUUCACCUCCAAGAUCACUGUCGUGUCGUACAUUGGCACCUACUAUGCCAUUGGCGCCGCCUGGAUCAUGACGUCGGUCAACUACUUCCUCAUGGGCUGGUACAACGGGUACCUCGACAAGUACUACGUCGACUCGUGGCAGGUCUGGUUCUCCAUCAUCAUCGUCUUCAACGGCCUCGGCAACGUCGCUCUGGCCAUCAUGCGCUACCGCGUUGGUGAGAAGAGCCUGCUCUGGGCCUUUUUCGAGAACAUCAAGUGGACUUUCCUCCUCGCCAUCUUCCUUGGUGGUCUGAGUCUGCACGUAAGCCAGGCUCUCCUGGCUCAUAUGUUCGAGAUCGACAUGUCGUGGGGUUCGACAUCCAAGGAAGCCGAGUUUUCCAACUUCUUCAUUGAGGUGCCCAAGGUUUUGAAAAAGUUCAAAUUCUCCAUGAUCUUCUCCUGCGUCUUCAUCGCCGGUAUGAUCAUUCUGGCCGUUGCGCCAUUCAUCCCCCACGAUUGGCGGAUUACCGACUUCGUCGCCAUCCUGCCUAUGGCUACCGUCUCGGCCAGCCACUUGCUUCUGCCCAUCGCACUCAACCCGGCGCUCAUGACCUUCUCGUGGUAA